Aspergillus alliaceus is the source of this 1509-nucleotide messenger RNA. RefSeq names its product Dyp-type peroxidase. The record is from RefSeq and is a predicted model, not a curated record. The transcript has 8 exons. Gene Ontology annotation, molecular function: peroxidase activity; heme binding. NCBI's taxonomy places the organism in Eukaryota, Fungi, Ascomycota, Eurotiomycetes, Eurotiales, Aspergillaceae. The coding region runs from base 1 to 1509 and encodes 502 amino acids. Gene Ontology annotation, cellular component: cytosol.
AUGGACCCAAAUCCGGUAAUCGAUGUAAAGAAUGUCCAAGGUGACAUUUGGCCCGGCCUACCCAAGAGAUAUGAAAGCUUCCUAUUUUUCAAAAUCAGAAAACCGGAGGAGUUUAAGGAGCGCUUAAAGAGUUUUAUCGACUCCAUCACAACCGCGGAACGUGCCUGUGAGAUGAAGAAGAUCAUUCGCGAAGAGCAACAGGCAGCCGACAAUGCAGGAAGAAUUCGUGAGAUUAAGGCAUUACCGGGAAUCAACAUUUCCUUUUCUUCCACGGGGCUCGAAGCUUUAGGCAAGUUUCAUUUUGAUGAGAAGGCAGUCAAGAAGGACCGGAACUUGUACAGGGAGUUUCGUGAGAACCAGCUUCGUGGUGGACUGUUCCAGAAGGGCAUGUAUGACGACCUUGUGAACGAGGGUUGGGAUGACCCUCAGGAGAUCCGUCAGGAAUACCAGCCCAUCGGUCGCAAAAAGCAACGGUUGAUUGAUGGAGUAAUCCUGGUGACUUCUAGCCUUGAAGGGGAAUUGAAGGCCGAGGUUAAGCGCGCGAAGGAACACUUCCUCCAUGCGCCUAGCGGUGCUACCAUUGACAUAGUCCUGACUAGAGAGGGUAAGACCCGACCCGACAAGGGAAAGGAGCACUUUGGAUUCGAAGACGGUAUAAGUCAGCCAAAGAUGAAAGGCGUGGACCUGGAGCCCACUGGAGACAAGGAACCGAGAUCUGUUUUGCCAGGCUUAAUACUUGUUGGUCACGAUGGAGACAAGAUGGAUCAGCCCAAAUGGGCAAAGGAUGGCAGCUUCCUUGUGUUCCGUGAUCUUCAGCAACUCGUUCCUGAGUUUGACAGGUUCUUGGAAGAAAAUGCCAACAAGGUCCCGUCAACACCAGAGUCUCCCGCAACUAAAGAGAAGCUUGCAGCGUACCUGAUGGGGAGAUGGAAGAAAGGAACCCCGGUUGAUUUAAACCCUCACCACGACAAUGAUGAAUCUCUCUACCGGACGAACAAUUUUGACUAUCACCCCAUCGAGGAGCACAGGUGCCCCUUUGCAGCACAUACGCGGAAGAUGAGACCACGGAAGGACCUUAAUGAUGACCAUGCUGUUAUUCUUCGUCGUGGAAUUGCCUAUGGAGACGAAGUUACGCAAGAAGAAAAGAAAGCUCGGAAGUCUGACGAUUCGAAGGAACGUGGCCUCCUCUUUGUUUGCUACCAAAGCGAUAUCCGUAGCGGAUUCAAUUUCUUAACCACUCGCUGGGCGAGCAACCAUCACUUCCCUGACCGCAAAGCCAAGUUCCUUGGUGGUCAUGGUCCCGGUAUCGAUGCCAUCGUGGGCCAAAGGCUAUCUCACCACCCACCUCGCUCCAUCGGCCUUCCAGGUGGCGAGGACCCAGCCCAGAGCCGCCUUGAUCUGGAUCGAUGGGUUAUCCACCGGGGUGGUGAAUACUUUUUCACACCUUCCAUCACUGCGUUGAAGGGCUACUUGACGUCUCCUCCAGCCAAUCCUGCAUCCAAACUUUAA